CCACCUUUGCUAUCAUUGCUCUGUGGAGCCCUUAUCUUCCACACUUUUCUGACUCUCACUUGUUGUGUUGCUUGAUAUUUCUUUUUGCUGUGCUGUUUUCCAAUUUCAUGACACGAUACACGAUCGGUUCAGCUCAAAUUUCAAUUUUAAUUUCACUUCUACUUUCACUGUCACCAACUACCAAUCUUUAUCACCCACAUUUACUUAAGACAUUCGUAUAUCUAAAUAUACCUUAUUCUAAAACACUUUCAUCCACUUGUAUUCCAUCGCAAUCCAUUUGGCUUGGAUUGCAGCCCUUUCCUAUCUCGCCUAUUUUUUUUUGGCUGCUAUAUUUGUUCGCAGGGGGGAUAAAAAAACUGUAAAUACUGUUGAACGUAUUUCCAACAUUUCCAACAUUUUGAUGAGUCUAAAGUUUUAAUGGUAAAAAUUUGCACCAAAGCAAGAAAAAAGGACUUAUAAAUAU
This is a messenger RNA of Ascoidea rubescens DSM 1968, 463 nucleotides long. RefSeq lists its product as uncharacterized. The transcript has a single exon. Bases 108 to 362 code for a protein of 84 amino acids. Lineage: Eukaryota; Fungi; Ascomycota; Saccharomycetes; Ascoideales; Ascoideaceae. The record is from RefSeq and is a predicted model, not a curated record.